AUGUUCACCAAGCAAUCCGUCUUGACCCUCCUUGGAGGACUGUCGCUUGCUCUCGCGCAGACCACCACGGAGGAAUACCCUUCUGCCGCGGAGAUUGCCGCAGCCAAGGCCUCGGUCCAGCCAUACUCACCAGUGUCCAACGUCAAGGGUCUCUCAUUCAACCGCUUCGUGAACAUUUGGUUGGAGAACACCGACUACGAUACUGCCGCUGGGAACACUCACCUGGCCGAGUUGGCCAAGAAGGGUCUUUUGCUCAGCAACUUCUGGGCCAUUACCCACCCCUCGGAGCCUAACUACUGUGCCUCGGCCGCCGGUGACACCUUUGGCAUGGACAACGAUGACUUCCACCAAAUCCCUAGCAACGUGUCCACCAUCGCGGACUUGUUUGAUACCAAGAACAUCGCGUGGGGAGAGUACCAGGAGGCUCUGCCCUACCCUGGUUACCAGGGGUACCGCUACCCGGAGAGCGGUGCCAACGUGUACGUGCGGAAGCACAACCCUCUGAUCUUGUUCGAUUCCGUGACGGAAGAUUCCCUUCGUCUACGACAGAUCAAGAACUUCACUACCUUCUACGAGGAUUUGGAGCACGAGCGUCUCCCUCAGUACAUGUUCAUCACCCCCAACAUGACCAAUGACGGCCACGACUCCAACAUCGAGACCUCCGGGGCCUGGACCUACGACUUUCUGACUAAGCUUCUCGAGAACGAGUACUUCACCAAGGAUACUCUCGUUAUGCUGACCUUCGACGAGACCAGCACCUACGAGAUUGGCAACAAUGUCUAUACCUUCUUGCUGGGUGGUGCCGUCCCGGAGAACCUCCGUGGUACCACCGAUGAUACCUUCUAUACCCACUAUUCCGUCAUUGCCUCCAUGUCCGCCAACUGGGGUCUCCCGUCUCUGGGUCGCUGGGACUGUGGUGCCAACCUCUUCAAGUGGGUGGCUGAGAAGACCGGCUAUGUCAACUAUGAAGUUGACACCACCAACCUCUACAUGAACGAAACCCACCCCGGUCCGCUCUCUGAUGACGACUACAGCACCUACACUGCCGGAUGGCCUGUUCCUCUCACCACGGGUACUUGCUCGGCCGGCCAUGGUAUCUUGUCUCAAGUCAAGAAGACCUGGAAGGGACUAACCGCUACCUUCAACUACACUGCUCCUUUCCCUUACGACUCGCGGAGCAACAACAACCUUGGUGUUUCUUACAGCCGCAAGCUGAAGAAUGGAAAGACCGAGUCUAGUGUUUCUCAGUGA
Messenger RNA from Aspergillus brunneoviolaceus CBS 621.78, 1251 nucleotides. RefSeq names its product putative acid phosphatase. The record is from RefSeq and is a predicted model, not a curated record. Bases 1 to 1251 code for a protein of 416 amino acids. NCBI's taxonomy places the organism in Eukaryota, Fungi, Ascomycota, Eurotiomycetes, Eurotiales, Aspergillaceae. Gene Ontology annotation, molecular function: hydrolase activity, acting on ester bonds. The transcript is spliced from 3 exons. Gene Ontology annotation, biological process: phospholipid catabolic process.